AUACAGGUCGUUAAACACAAUUCAGUCUAAAUAAAUUGCUCAAGCUCCGGAAGUCCUAACGACAUAGAAUAUUCAUGGUUAUCAAACAGAAGAACAACGUUUGGUAAUGUUACGACUGUAAACAGAGUAGAGAAUAAUGGCCGAUAUAUAUGUUAUGCAAAAAACGUCUUAGACCAAUCAAAUGAUCCACCAGUGGUAAGAAGUAAAAACAACCGAAGUAUUUUAGAAGGAGAUACUCUGUCAUUCCCUUGUCCUGUAACAGUUGGUAACCCUUCAAUGACAUCAUUCAAGUGGACAACAUCAGAUGAUACCAGGAUAUGGAACACGCAGAUCCUAACAAUUGUUAAUGUGUCGAGAAAUGAUGCCAUGCUUUAUUCGUGUGAGGUCGCAAACGUUAUGAAAGAAACUGGGAAAUUACUACAAAUAUCUGUUCCUGACAGUAAAACGUUCUUUUUGAAUGUAAUGUGUACGUUGUGAAAUCACAUUUACAUAUUUUUUACUUACUUUACAUAAAUAAUAUAAAGCACUUCUUCAUUGAAACUAUGCAAGUUACAUGUAAUCAAAUACAAACUAAAACACAUUUUAUGUGAUAUUAAUUUGCUUCACAACAAUUUCUGAUGUCUGAAAUUUCAAAUAUUAUUUUCAUUAAAAUAUUCACUUACAAAUGCAUAAACGUUUUGUUAACAUCUUCUAUUCUUUAUUAAAAAAAUUUUCUAAUGAAGAUGAAACAACUGUAAAGGAAUUUUUUGUGGCUGGAUUUGCCGAUAUAAAGUCAGUAACAGUUAAGGAAACAGAAAAUGUGCAUUUGCAUUGCAAUGCGGAAAGCAACCCUAGAUCUGAUAUUGUCAUUAAAAAUCAAACAGGGUAUGUCAUGAAAUCAGGUUCUGAUGUGAACAAUUUAAACCAUUUACUGUUAUCAGUUACCUGUCUCGACGCUGGAACUUACACGUGCUCAGGAUCAAAUGGCUAUGGUACGAAGGAAUCAAUGAAACAAUUCACACUAUAUGUAAAAUGUGCACCAAUGCUGUCUCGUUAUCUACAUAUCAAAACAGCUAUUAGGACGGCUGAGCAUAAUUCUGCAGUAUUUACAUUUAAGACAGUCGCGUAUCCAAAGCCAUCUAAAGAAGACUUUUAUUGGUUUAGGUGGUAUAAUAAUGAAUGGAAACCCCUGAAGAAUAACACAACAUUUCGAUUAGACACUGAAGCUUUAGAGUCAAAUUUAACUGUUUAUAACGUGAACAAGACCGUGUAUGGAAUAUACAAGCUUAUUGUAAAGAAUACUAUGGGGCAGUAUGAGCAAAUGUUUCUUCUACAGCCUGAAGAAGUAAAGAAUUUUUGAUUUCAGAGAGCCAUCUUCAAAGCAGUUGUCCCGAAUCAUUACUAGUCUAUCAUUACUGGGGUUGUUCUAGGAGUAGUUAUCGCUGCACUGGCACUAUAUGCAAGUUAUUUAACAUUGUUGAUGAAAAGAACAGGUUUUCACGAAGGGUUCUAAAACUAAUUUUAAAGAUCAAUACAGGAGACAAACUAGGUUCAACUUGUUUAAUAUACAUAUCAAUAAAAACUCCGAAACUAGUUUAUUACAAUAAGUGCCAUUUGAAAUUGAAAUAACACAUACUGCAAUGACUAUUAACUACUGUUUAUUAGAUGAUGAGAAAAUGUAUCUUUAAAGGUUAUAUUUUAGUAAA
This is a messenger RNA of Ruditapes philippinarum (Manila clam), 1685 nucleotides long. RefSeq names its product neural cell adhesion molecule 1-like. The transcript has 3 exons. NCBI's taxonomy places the organism in Eukaryota, Metazoa, Mollusca, Bivalvia, Venerida, Veneridae. The coding region runs from base 665 to 1339 and encodes 224 amino acids. The record is from RefSeq and is a predicted model, not a curated record.